CACUGAGGAGGUGGGAGACAAAAACAGUGAUAAAUUAGCCAGAGGAUGACUUCUAAUUUUAUCGAAUAGCAUACACUUAAAUGGUAGGGUAAUAAUGAUUUAAAUGGAAUGGAGGAAAUACUUGAGAGUUAGUUGAAAACCACACCAAACCAAACAACUCUAUCUAAAAGUUAUAUGGUGUGAUUUUUUUUUAAGGUGGUGCUUGUUUUGAUUGUAUUUAUAUUGUUUUCGUACUGUGGUUAUUGCAUAUGUUGGACUUCUUCUGUGGCUUGUAAAUUAGUGUACAUACAGUUUAUUAUUGCCUUGCUGUGGAUUCAUAGAUUCAGAUUAUUUCCAUCACGCAUAAUCUCUAGUUUGGAGAUAGAACAUAAAUAUACUUUUAAAAUUAAAAAAGAAAGUCAGUUAGCUGGGGUCUAAUUUUAACUUCUUUCGGGUAAGCUGCCUUCACCUCCAAAUGCGUUUCUUGGCAAGAGGAGAGAUGAUGAGGCAGACAUGUGCGUUAGGUAUUAAGGAUCCACUAUGAAGUUAGAACCGAUGUAAGAAAAAGAUUAUUCAGCUAAGACUGAAGACUUAGCUGAACGGGAGACUCUAGCUUCUGAACUUUUCUGCCUAAAUAAAGCAUAAGGCUUUGAAGUUCAACAGACCCAAACUGGAGUGUGAUUUUAGGUAAAUUACUUAAUCGCUCCCAGCCUCACACUCCUCAUCUGUGAAAUGGGUGUACUUACUUCAUAGUGUUGUAAUGAAGGUAGAGGUAAUGUAUGCAGAGCCCUUGUCAGACUGGCCCCGAGCAAAUGCUAAAUGAACAGUUGCUUUUGGUCCAACAAAAAGUAUAACAACAAUUAUGAGCAGUGUCUGUGACAAGGUAAUAAUUUUAAUUCUCAUUUCUUUACUCUUCCUUGAGAAGAGGUCAAGUGUAAGCCUUGGAAGUUGUGGGUUUCUAUUUCAGUGUUUAACUUUGAUUCUAAAACUAACGUUUAUCAACUGCGUGCUAUACGCUUAGCACCGUGAUCUCAACUUUUGGGGUUUUCUCGUGGCAAGAUACCUACCUGAACGAGAAAGAACCGGGAGAAUCAGCAGUGAACUGCAGCGACCUUUCAGGACAAAGGCUCAUUUCCCUUUCUCCCACGUCAGGUGGGCUUUGCGUCUUCUUGAGUUAAGCCCAUGUAUGCGCAACUUCCUACCGUAGGGACUUGAAGCGCGUACAACUUGUGGAGACUUUUUUAAGAGAACGAAUGCAACACGAGGUCGGGGCCACGCGAGUGAGGGACGCCAAAGCGUGAGCUUCACCAGCUUCCCGGAAAACGCACGUCCGGUUAAGGGACCAGGGAGGCGAAGGAUCCGUAGACACGCCCCUCCGUUCCCCUGUCGGGCUUUCUGGUGGACAGGCCUGCGCGUCACCUGGCCUUUGUAAAAACGAACCGGCCCCGUUUGGGCCGGAACCACGGAGGCAAGAGCUGUUAUUCGCCCACCUCCUGCCUUACGUGGACCCGGUGUCCUCUGUGGCUGUGCCAUACGCCAGCGAAAAGGGACGGCACUUCGGAUCGGAUGCCUUUUGAGAGCAGGCGCUGGCGAGAACCUUACUGAAGACUAGAGGCCAAGUGUGCGCCUUUGCAGAGCUCUGCGACACCCUAUUUGUCAUGCAACCAGUGCAUUUGGGUGUUGACCUGGCUGGGCUUUUAAUUAACAUUACUGCUGACCUGAAAGCAUUGGAGGAGAAGGUUAUUUUCUAAACGUCCUCGAUAAUCUUCUCACCGCCUUUCGUAAGUUUCCUCCGACCGGGGCUCGCUUCUGCUUUGCGCAGAAAUUAUCUGCUUAGAGCCCUGCCUGAUUUGUAACAAUCUCUGGCAAAACCCCAGAAAAGAGAUAACACUCUUGUCUUCGACGGACCUCGGAGGCGGCAGCGGGGCCCGGUGGAAAGGGUCUUCUGGUGGCCUGAGGCUCUGGGAGCCACCAGUCCAGCUGAGGGACAGCCUCUUGGGGCUUUCUUCUCCCUGAGGAGCGUGACGCAGUUAAAAAGGAAAAAAAAAGAGCCACAAGCCAAAGAGUUGCCAAUGACAUAGGAGAGGGAGCGCUUUCAAGCCACCGAGCCGCUCCUGGAGGCUCUGAGCUCACCCACCCCCAGCCAGGGGGCUCGGUCGUGGAGCGACACUCAACACGGGUCCGCGCACGAGAGACGGAAUGGCCGGGGAAGUCAGUCUGAAUUCCCUCCAGGAACUGGAACGCGAGGUCAUCCUCCAGGUCCUGUACCGAGACCAGGCGGUUCAAAACAUCGAGGAGGAGAGGAUCCGGAAACUGAAGACGCACCUGCAGCAUCUCAGGUGGAAAGGAGCAAGGAGCGUGAGCCCGGAAUACAAAGAGAAGUCCUGCGCACGCUGCCAGUGCCAGCUCGGGCUUCUGCUGAACCGGGGGGCCGUGUGCAAGGGCUGCAGCCACCGCGUGUGCUCUGAGUGCCGAGUCUUCCUGCGGAGGACCCACGCCUGGAAGUGCACCGUGUGCUUUGAGGACAGAAAUGUGAAAAUAAAAACUGGAGAAUGGUUCUUUGAGGAACGAGCCAAGAAAUUUCCAACUGAAGGCAAACACGACAGAGCUGGAGCAAAGCUCUUGCAAUCUUAUCAGGAACUGAGCAACAUUUCUGUGGUUCCUCCUACCCCACCUCCUCUGAGUGAAAGCCAGUGCACCAGCAGCUCCCACAGGUUACAGGAACUUGGUCAGUUUAAAGGAUUUAAUAAGUCCAUGGAAAAUUUGUUUCUGUCUGUUACCACCCACAUGAAAAAGCUUUCCAAGUCCCAGAAUGACAUGACCUCUGACAAGCAACUCCUAGCCACGGGUCCCAGGCAGUGUGCUAGCCGGACGGAGAGGAGGAGCCAGUCUGACACUGCCAUCAACGUCACCACCAGGAAGCCAAGCACACCAGAUAUUCUGAAACCUCUCAACCAAGAGAGUCCCAAACACCUUACUAACCCUGUUUCGAAGCAAGAGGACGUCUCAUCCAGGCCAACGCCCAGCACUUUGUUCUCAGGAGGCUUGAAACACGCAAGUCUACUUAGCAUUAACAGCACUUGUACAGAGAUGGGAAAUUUUGACAAUGCUAAUGUCACUGGAGAAAUAGAGUUUGCCAUUCGUUAUUGCUUCAAAACCUGCUCUUUAGAAAUAUGCAUCAAGGCCUGUAAGAAUCUUGCCUAUGGAGAGGACAAGAAGAAAAACUGCAAUCCGUACGUGAAGACCUACCUGCUGCCUGACAGAUCCUCCCAGGGAAAACGCAAGACUGGAGUCCAAAGGAACACCGUGGACCCAACCUUCCAAGAGACCUUGAAGUACCGGGUGGAGCCCGCCCAGCUGGUGACCCGGCGGCUGCAGGUCUCCGUGUGGCACCUGGGCAUGCUCACCCGGAGGGUGUUUCUUGGAGAGGUGACCAUUCCUCUGGCCACAUGGGACUUUGAAGACAGCUCGACGCAGUGUUUCUGCUGGUAUCCGCUGAGGGCCAAGGCAGAGAAACAUGAAGACAGCAUUCUUCCAAAUAAUGGAGAACUUGCAGUCCGGGCCAAACUGGUCUUCCCUGCGGGGCCCAGAAAGCUCAAAGAGGCCCAAGAAGGGACGGGAGAUGGGCCAUCCCCUAACGGUCAGCUUUGUCUGGUCGUGCUGGGAGCCAAGAAUUUACCUGUGCGGUCAGAUGGUACCCUAAACUCCUUUGUUAAGGGCUGCCUCACUCUGCCAGACCAACACAAGCUGAAGCUCAAGUCCCCAGUCGUCAAGAAGCAAGCUUGCCCCCAGUGGAAGCACUCCUUCACGUUCAGUGGCGUAAGCCCUUCUCAGCUGAGGCAGUCCAGCCUGGAGUUAACCGUCUGGGACCAGGCCAUCUUUGGUGUGAACGACCGCUUGCUGGGGGCAGCCAGGCUUGGUUCCAAGGAAGACGCAGCUGGCGGUGUGGACGCAUGCUCUCAGUCAGAGCUUCAAUGGCAGAAAGUUCUUUCCAGCCCCAAUCUGUGGACAGACCUGACACUCAUUCUUCACUGAAGCCAAGGUUCCAGUCCGCAGUGGGAGUCUCGAGUGCCGCAUGCCAGAAGGUGGCUGGACGUGUGGGUGUGGACACUCGCCGGCUGCAGCUGUAGCGAGAACAUUCCUCCACACCCCCACGUGUAUUUAUGUUCAACGGCUGAUGGUACAAACAUGAGUCUCGGGUUGGUUUUGUGCUGAGGUGUGGAAAUGGUCCGAUUUCAAUAAAUGGUCAACACUC
Leopardus geoffroyi (Geoffroy's cat) is the source of this 4234-nucleotide messenger RNA. It is a transcript of the gene SYTL3, whose product is annotated as synaptotagmin like 3. The record is from RefSeq and is a predicted model, not a curated record. Lineage: Eukaryota; Metazoa; Chordata; Mammalia; Carnivora; Felidae. Bases 2179 to 4014 code for a protein of 611 amino acids. Gene Ontology annotation, molecular function: small GTPase binding; neurexin family protein binding. The transcript has 17 exons. Gene Ontology annotation, cellular component: exocytic vesicle; plasma membrane. Gene Ontology annotation, biological process: intracellular protein transport; exocytosis.